Messenger RNA from Caenorhabditis auriculariae, 2367 nucleotides. Lineage: Eukaryota; Metazoa; Nematoda; Chromadorea; Rhabditida; Rhabditidae. The record is from the annotation of a GenBank genome assembly.
AUGGCCCGCGGAAAGAAAGUUAACAGAAAUAAAAAAGAUCCCAUAAUCGAAAAAUCACCCGAGGCUCCGAAGCGCGUAACACCUUAUGUCGGAUGCCCAGUUCCGGCUCCCAUCAACUGCUGCAAAGGUUUGUGCUUGAGUUUUCUGAUUUUUCUGUUUGAUGCGUUGCCAAUAGAGCUCGAAAUUAUUGCAAAAUAUUGUUUCAAGGGGUUUUAUUUCAAAGAAUAUGUAUAGUUGAUUGAAUCUCAUUUUGUUUUCUGAUAACCUAUGACGGCCAUAACUUGCAGGAGUGCCUGUGAAAGGGGACGAUGACCAUGUGACGUUAGUUUGCACUAACGCCGAGUGCUCUCUUCUUGGCAAGUCGAAGGUCCAUCGAGAGUGCUUCAAAGCAUUGGAAGAUCAUAUGCUCAAAGUUUUGAAAACCCACGGUUUGUGGUUAAUUUUCUUCUUCUUCGCAUUCUUUUUGUGUAUAGGCAGCGCUCGUGGUUGGACUGAUGGACAGCGGGAGCAUAACAUUUGGGGCAAGAAAGGACUUGCUCUCAUUCAGCGCGUUAGUUCUUCUUCAUUUUACGUUCCGGUGUUAUCACAGAAAUAUUUUGAAAAGUUAUAAUGACAAAUGGAAAGAAAAAAGAGAAAAAAACUUUGGAGCUAUUUGACAACUUUUCAGGCUUUUCGCUGCCGCUGCCAUACGGGACAGGUCACUCUGGAAGAAGGCGAAAUUGACGUUUGUUUUGAUUUUUUCCUUUACUAUUCGAAAUUGGUUGAUGGGAGUUUGAGAUAUUUAAGAAUUUCGAAUGUGCGCAAAUUGAAAUCCUAGGCAUACCAAAACGGUUACGGUCAGAGCUGCCGACGGGGCGACCCGAAACGCAAAGUUUACAUUGAUGAAAAAUGUGGAAAAUAGGUGAAAAAUUAAGAAAAAUGGCUUUUCUAAAUGUCAUCAAAUUUCUCAGCAAUAUGUUAGUUUUGAAGCCAAGUCAUUAUUAAUCUCAGAUCACCGAGAGAAAGGAGAAAAAGAAGGCGAAACCAGGCAAAGAUCUGCCCAAGCUCAACUAUGGAAGUCGCGGUGCUGCAGCCGAAGUCGUCGAGCGUCGCGAAAAGAAGUGAAUAAAUGAAAAAUAAAUGUCUGGCGAGGAUUCUUUGAGGUUUUCCAGAUCUCGAGAUGCUCGUAAUUCUCGCAACGGACCUCCUACUCCAAUAUUCACUGUGACCAGCGAGGUUCUCUUUGAACUGUUUUUUUUUUCUCACAAUUAUUAUGUAUUUAAGUCGUUUGCUGACCUUCCCGAACCUGACCACCAUGGUAAGCGUCGAUGCAAAAUUUCAAUAUGUUACUGAUUUUUUUUUCAGUUCCGGAGCAAGUCACUGGCAUAUCCAUUUCGAUUCCAAUGGCACUCAACUUCUCUAAGUUUCUAAUUGUUUUGAAGUGUUCCAGGACUCGCUGGUCACGGCUCCUCCGCCGCCGGUUCUGACUCGCUCUUACGCAGUGGCUGCCAAAAACGAAGAGCGCACUAGAACCACUACUAACCGAGUGAUCAUGUCCUCGACUCUUUUUCACUAACUUUGAGUUUUUAGUACAGCGACAGCGGAGUUUCGAUGGGUUCAUUUGCGUCUUUAUCCUCCGAGGAUAAGGUUUGGUUCAGCUGGGUGCACAUUCAUUCGCAUAUUUCAGACUGCUCUCAAUCUCACCGUGGACAGCGUUUUGUCGCCAUCGCCGACCGAGAAAUUGUCGCUCAACGGUAAGAUCAUUGUUUUCAGUCACGAGCGCAUCACGAAAAAACAGUUAUCAUGGAAUUGCAGUGAAAAGUUAACUUGAUGGCAAUUGUUUACACUAUAUGAAAGAUUCUAAAAGCCAGAUCAUUUCGUUAGGCUGGGCGAAAGGUGUAGUUUUUCAGCUUCAGUUAUGCCUUUUACAAACUGUUUCAUUAUUAAAGAUUCGUCUUCAAGUCGAUUCUUUUAUUUCGAGACGAUUAAAACAUUCGUUGGAGUAUACAUCAUGAAAAUCAGAAUAUGAAAACAAUAUUCACUAUUUUGCGCUGGUCCCGUCGAACUCAAUCGAAAUAAAUAGAAAGAUCCGAGAAACUUGCAGAGUCGCUGGACGACAGUCAUCCACGUCUGCGAGAAACGGAGAUCGGAUCUUUCGAACCGAUGUUGGACACGCGUCAUGGCGCCUUGUUCGGCGAGGUGCUCAGCUCGGCUAGCCAUUCGCUGACACAGCUCCAGGAGAAGACGCUUCCAAAACCGAUCGCCGAGCCUCAAAUGAUUCCUCUAGAGGAAAUCCCAUCGUGGGAUCCGUUAACCGGCCGCACCCUCGAUUUCCUUGGACUUCUGGCCAGUCUAUCGAUGAGCCCAUCACGUUCUUCCCAGUUUUAA